UCUGGGCGAGGCCGGAGCACGCGCGCGAUGAGGUCGUCACUAAGUGUUGUCGCAGUGUUGAUCAUCAGUUCUUCUAUUCCCCUCGUUGCUCAAGAGAUUCUCCGUGCUCCUGAGAGUACAACUGUCUUUUUAAACCAACCGGCAGUUUUUACAUGUGAGACAAGAGGUGGUAUCACUCUGUGGAGAGUCAAUGGAACACAGCGAGAGCUCCUUUUGCCUGAAAUACGUAGUGACCUGGUUAUCUCAGAAGUGAGUUCUGAAGGUGUUGUGAUGCAGACUCUGACCAUCCCAGCCAGAGCCCAGUACAAUGGAACUAGAGUUCAGUGUCUGUCUAUAACAUUUGGUGGCCCCUUUGUGGAGAGUGACAAUGCCACAUUGACCAUUCAAGGU
Messenger RNA from Geodia barretti, 390 nucleotides. The record is from the annotation of a GenBank genome assembly. Lineage: Eukaryota; Metazoa; Porifera; Demospongiae; Tetractinellida; Geodiidae.